CUCUUGUAUUUUUUCAUAAUAUGUCUCUCAUGCUACCUAUCCCCGCUCGGGCCCCAGCCGAUCCCCUCCGCUUUAAGAACUCAGAGUUGAACGAUGAGCUCCCGUCCGUCCCCGUGUGCCAGCAAAAUAGUGACAACGAUUGUGAAGAUGAGUCGCCACUUGACACUCGCUUGUUUGCUGCUGUAUGCAACGCGCGGCUCAACUCGGGGGUUCCUUGUGGAGACUCCGACGAUGCCGCGUCAGACUCAACAAUGGCCUCGCUCGAGGGGACCAAAAAGGUGUACUUCGAUGAGCAGGUGCGCUUUCGUUUUCACAAUUUCCCAGUAAAAUCAGCUGACAAGAGCCGCGAGGAUGUCGACCUAACAAACGAUAUCAAGUGCUUCGACGGUGGUAGUCUUUACGCGGUAGCUGGCGGCUGCAAACCACUGUGGGAGUUUCCGACUCUACACAUGCUAGAUAAGAUGGUUGAGUGGAUGACCACACCAACCGCCAAGGUCACUCCUCAUCGCCAACGUAGCAGAUCCCAUGGAUCAUCCGAGGACAUGUCUAGCCAUGGUUAUAUCCCCUAGUUUCGCACCUACCUAUGUUAAUAUCUCCAUCACUGUUGCUACACCUCGGGGUUGAAUCUGCUUGCAUCAUGCAGUUUCCUCUUCCCCUGGUCAUUCAAGAAGUUCAUGUCUGUUACAGAUCAGAGAAGUUUGUAUAUACGUUGCCAAUUUUGACAUACAGCUGAUGUUAAAAACAUUAUCGUUUCCCCAACAGUAGACGAAGGCUUCGUCCGUAGUCUGCUUGGGGGAGGUUUUUGCUCCUUCAUUUCGUCUCACUGGGCGGCUA
Messenger RNA from Perkinsus marinus ATCC 50983, 834 nucleotides. RefSeq lists its product as hypothetical. The record is from RefSeq and is a predicted model, not a curated record. The coding region runs from base 21 to 569 and encodes 182 amino acids. The transcript is spliced from 4 exons. NCBI's taxonomy places the organism in Eukaryota, Perkinsozoa, Perkinsida, Perkinsidae.